Molecule: messenger RNA, 570 nt
Organism: Prunus armeniaca (apricot)
Lineage: Eukaryota; Viridiplantae; Streptophyta; Magnoliopsida; Rosales; Rosaceae
Source: the annotation of a GenBank genome assembly
AUGGAGGAGCAGUUCGUACUCAGAGUUCCACCUUCCGUUGCAGAGCGAUUAGACCGCCUUUUGGGCGAAAAUGCUUCUACUGACGACAAGUCGUUGGAUUUGUCAUUCGAAGAGGAUGGCAGGACUGGCACAUUUGUCGUUGGAAAUGACCGUUUCCCUGCAUCGCUGUUGGAUCUUCCUUGUGUUGUGGAGUCCUUCAAAACAUAUGAUGAUAGUGUGUUAAUUAAAACUGCAGAUAUUGGUCAGAUGAUUAUGGUUAGAGAUUCGAGUGAUGCGGCUCCAGAUACAGUGGAGUACAGGCAUGGUCUUACCCCUCCAAUGAGGGAUGCUCGAAAGCGAAGAUUUCGGAGGGAGCCUGAUCUAAAUCCUGAGCUUGUGCGGCGUGUUGAGGAAGAUCUACUGAACAUUAGUGCUGCUGAGCAAGAGAAGGAUGGAGAUGGAAGUGAUCGUAAUGCAAGUAAAAAGCCUGUGGAAGAAGAACCUGUAUCGCAACCUGAUGUUACAGAGGCUGCUACAAAUGCUGGGGAGCCUGAUAGAAGCGACUCUGAUGAAUCCGAUGAGUCAAUUUGA